AUGGCCGCUGGUCUGCUAUGCACCGUGCUUCUGCUUGCGUCCCAGUCCCACUCCUCGCCAGGCUUGGGAUUCAUGAGUCGACCGCACGUGAUGACCGUGCGCCAAAAGCUCGAUCGUCAAGAGGAGGCUUACGCACAGAUAGUACAAGACCGACACGCGUUUAUUCGGAAAGUAGGUCCAACUCCCGACAAGGUCGUUCCCUACCCUGAUGAACCUGGUUACAAAACCUAUACGCUUUGGGACUUCUUCCCAGCAUCGUUCAAUUGUCCCUACGAAACAUCACGUCUCGGUGUAAUGGGCGACGGAGGCAAAUGGGUCUGUGGUCUUUCAAGAUUGAUUAGCAAGCCCAACUGUGUUGUAUACUCUGCUGGUAUCAACGUCGAAUCCUCGUUUGAGGCUGACAUCAUCCGUCGUACGAAAUGCGAGGUCUUUGGCUUUGAUUACAGCGUAGACAAAUUUGGACCUGAGAUUGAGAAUUUUGCCGAGUUGCGCGAGAGGGCACACUUCUACAAGUACGCUAUUUCUGGCAAGGACGAUCACCAUGCCAACCCUCCAGCCUGGACUCUCCAGGCAUUGAUGGAGCAUCACGGACACACGUUCAUCGAUAUUCUCAAAGUUGAUAUCGAAAGCGCAGAGUUCAACGUCCUUGGAGAAACUGUUAGGUACUACAAAGAGCGCGACUUGCCUCUUCCUUUCGGCCAACUUCAGCUCGAGAUUCACUCCGAGAACGUGCCGUUUGAGAAGUUCUUGCAAUGGUGGGAGGACCUCGAGGCUGCAGGUCUACGACCCUUCCAUACAGAGACUAACUUGAUUGUUGUGAGCUGGUACCGCACAAAACCAACUUACUCCGAGUACUCGUUCCUGAAUAUUGGUGCUUCGCACGAAGUCGUCCAGGACUAG
Rhizoctonia solani is the source of this 900-nucleotide messenger RNA. RefSeq names its product methyltransferase domain protein. The transcript has 9 exons. Lineage: Eukaryota; Fungi; Basidiomycota; Agaricomycetes; Cantharellales; Ceratobasidiaceae. Bases 1 to 900 code for a protein of 299 amino acids. The record is from RefSeq and is a predicted model, not a curated record.